AUCGACUCCGUACGUGUAUAGGUAGUCGCAGUGCAGGAAUUGAAUCAAACUGUCAAUUCUUUGCUCCGAUCGACUCUGCUGACAGCUCCCGUUUGAUUACUCAAACGCAACCUAUAAUACAGUGUAGUUUUUAAUUAUUGCUUAUAAUUAUCUCAAUGGUUCAACUUCAGUCCUAAUUUUGUACACGUUUUUGAUGAGAUGGAAUUUUGAAGUCUUACAAGUUAGAGUGCUUAAUGACAGCUAUCAUGCAGAGCCAAAUACCUUUACCUCUUGGUGUUUCCAAAACUGAUGAAGUAGAGGACCGCAGGUUAUGGGUGGGUAAUUUAGAUGUCAGAAUGAACGAGUUUCAAUUCCUGAAACUAAUACAAAAAUAUGGCAACAUCGAGAAGUUUGAUUUUCUCUUCCACAAAGUUGGACCUCAGGCAGGUCAACCAAGAGGAUAUGCUUUUGUUACAUACAAAACAUGUCAAGAAGCUGAAACUGCCAUGAAUGCCUUACAAAAUCUCAAGAUAGGAUCAAAGUAUAUCAGAGUGAGAUAUGCUCACAGUAUUAAAGAGAGUGAAAUGGACCGACCAAAACCUCAACUAGAAGUUAUUCCAGCUUUGACGGGUGCUAAGCUAGAAGAUAAAAAAUUAAGUCGAGAUACAGCCAUACAAGCCAUUGAAGCAAAAUUGAAAAUGAUGGAAGAAUCUGAAGAAGAAUUUAAUUUGAACAAACCAUUGACUGGAACUCCUGUUAUUCAGCAGUACCAAAAAGCCGAUAAUAGCAAACCAUCUACCUCUAUGCGUCAUCAUAGCAGGGACAAUUAUCAUAAUAGGAAACCAUACUCACGUGGAAGAAGCAGAAGAUGAAUAGGACAAGUUUUUACAAGCUGUGUAAAAUAAUAGUGAUAUAACGAUAAUGCUCAUUGUUAUACUUACUAUUUAUGCUUUGUUUUGAUUUUGCAAAACUUAUACUAAUGACUGCCAAUGUAUUAUAUAAACUUAUUAUUAGUAUUAAAAUGUAAAUAUACAAUAUUGUUUUCAAUAACACUACUUGUGUUAUUGUAUAAACGAUUGUGUGCUGUGUAAAUCUUUUAACUGUUGAAAAAACUUAUAUUUAUAA
Trichogramma pretiosum is the source of this 1104-nucleotide messenger RNA. Its product is annotated as probable RNA-binding protein 18. Gene Ontology annotation, molecular function: RNA binding. The transcript is spliced from 5 exons. The record is from RefSeq and is a predicted model, not a curated record. NCBI's taxonomy places the organism in Eukaryota, Metazoa, Arthropoda, Insecta, Hymenoptera, Trichogrammatidae. Bases 234 to 851 code for a protein of 205 amino acids.